Molecule: messenger RNA, 1110 nt
Organism: Ectocarpus siliculosus
Lineage: Eukaryota; Phaeophyceae; Ectocarpales; Ectocarpaceae
Source: the annotation of a GenBank genome assembly
AUGAUAAUCUUCGACGGCGAUGAUGCCACGUUCUUCUGGGGUGAUGCCACCCACGCGGGCAGUUCUUCGAGGUCGUUCGUCUCACCUCGCGCCCCUCUUCCAGGACCGUCAACAGAUCGAGUGGCGGUCGCUCGCCCAACGGUCAACACGAUGGUCUCCAAGCGGACAACCCCGGUGUGCGCCUUUCCCCCACCGCCACCAUCGACCACCUCCCACCUGCGAAUCAGCAAGGCCGGAAGGAGCAUUGCAGCCAACAUCGUUGGCCGUCUGCGGACGGCCAUUGAGACCGGCGAUGCGUGCGACAUGCCGGCGGCCGGCUUGCUGGACAUGUCCGGCAAAUGUGCGGCGAUGAAGGCCAGAUUGGGCAGCAGCAGCAAGCGCUGCCCGACCGAGGUACAGCGCCUGACAGAGCUUUUGUCCUCCCUGUUUUCCAUGUGGGCGAACAUCAAGAGUGUAAUCCGCAACUCGAACGAGUGGGUCUCUCUCACGGACCAGAAGGAGGCCAUGGACCUCUUCGGGCUCCACCUCGCCCACUCCCACGCACUCCUCCGCAAUAUCAAGAACUCUACAAGCACGGCGAGCUUCUGGCCAGAGGUCGAGACAAACGAGGCUCUCCAGACCAGGACAGCGAGGUUCACAGCCAAGUGCAUCCUCAAGGGCGAGGUCAUCUCCAACAAGCAGCAGCAGCAGCAGCAGCAGCAAAAGAAGAAGCAGGGCCAGCUAGCCUCCCCGUACUCCCCCUCUUCCCCGUCAAGACGAGACCGGACGAACAAGUCGUUCCGUCCCUCGGCGUGUUCUCCCCGCCACGAGGGAGGCACCGCUUCCUUCUCGGACGACGCCACAGACACCCCCUCGACGUCCACGUCGCCGUUGUCAUCGUCUCUGUCGUCGUUCUUCUCGGCGUCUUCCGCCCACACCUUCACUGGGAGCGAGAACAUCACGGAGGCCCCCCCGUGCAAGGGCCGCCAGAAGAAGCACGCCCCCUCCAAGGUCCCCGUCUCCCCGGGGGUGGCGUUCGUGCCCUACCGCAGCCCGACCAGCCGGACUAACCCGAGAGGCUCGAGCCUGCGAGGAAGCGGCGCGAUUGCCGGUCGCAAGACCCGGUUUUAG